This is a messenger RNA of Cyphellophora europaea CBS 101466, 5700 nucleotides long. RefSeq lists its product as uncharacterized. The transcript has 5 exons. Gene Ontology annotation, cellular component: nuclear pore cytoplasmic filaments; nuclear pore. Gene Ontology annotation, biological process: post-transcriptional tethering of RNA polymerase II gene DNA at nuclear periphery; protein import into nucleus; RNA export from nucleus. Gene Ontology annotation, molecular function: structural constituent of nuclear pore. The record is from RefSeq and is a predicted model, not a curated record. The coding region runs from base 1 to 5700 and encodes 1899 amino acids. Lineage: Eukaryota; Fungi; Ascomycota; Eurotiomycetes; Chaetothyriales; Cyphellophoraceae.
AUGUCGUUCGGGGGUGGUGGCUCGGGGUUUUCCUUCGGAGCAAGUAAUAAUCAGCCUUCGACCUUCGGUGGGUUUGGCAAUAGUAGCAACAACAAUACCAGCACGUUCGGUGCUACAAGCAAUAGCGGCGGUUUCGGCAACAACACCACAUCCUCGAACCCUUUCGGUGGGGGAGCCACUGGAAGCGGUGGAAACACAUUCGGUGCCAAUACUGGAGGCUUCGGAACCUCCUCUAAUACAGGCGGUGGCCUCUUCGGCAACAAGACCGGCGGCACAGGACUCUUCGGCUCGACCACGAAUACCGCAUCAGGAGGUGGCUUAUUUGGUAACACCCCUACCAAUACCAACACAUCUACUGGCUUCGGAAGCUCGACAGGUGGCUUCGGCACCAGCACUAACAACAAUGCUUUCGGGAGUAACAGCAACACUGGCUUCGGCGGUUUUGGCAAUACCGCCAACAAGCCCGCUUUCGGUUCCAGCUCUAGCGGAGGUACCACACUGUUUGGUCAAGGUGGCUCAGGGACAACCGGCGGCUUUGGCUCGAGUGGCAAUGCUUUCGGAGGAUCAGGUACUGCGCUAGGCCAGAACGUCCCGCCUUCGCAGGGCACCGCCGUCGUGCCUUUUGCGCCUACCACAGAGAAGGACCCACAGGGCACGACGCAGAACUUUCAGAGCAUCAACUUCAUGGAGCCCUACCAGAAGUACUCCUUUGAAGAGCUGAGAUUGGCUGAUUAUAAUGCUGGACGCCGCUUCGGCAACGGAACUGGCCAACCUGCGGGUGGCUUCGGUACUUCAAGCACGUUCGGAGGCUUCGGUGCCAACAACACCUCGACCGGCGGCUUUGGAUCAAACACGCAGACGAACAACCCCUUUGGCUCGAACACAGCGAGCACGGGAGGUUUCGGAAGCAAUUCGUCCUCGACUUUGGGGACCGGAGGGCUCUUUGGUCAGAACAAGCCUGCUGGCGGCGGGCUUUUUGGUCAGCAGCAAUCGUCAGGCACUUCAACUGGCGGACUGUUCGGAACAGCAAACAACAACACGUCCUCUAAUCCGUUCAGCGCCAAUACAACCUCGACCGGAUUCGGGUCAAAUACUGGCGGCGGGGGCCUCUUCGGAAGCAACAGUACCCAGCAGCAGACCAAGCCUGGUGGCCUGUUUGGAAACACCAGUACCACUACAAGCACACCUGGGUUCAGCUUUGGAAACAACAAUAACCAGCAACAGAGCGGUAGCACGGGAGGUGGAUUAUUCGGCAACAACCAGCAAUCUUCAGGUGGAGGGCUGUUUGGCAACAACAAUACUGCCAACCAGCAACAGAAGCCGGCAGGAGGUCUUUUUGGCAGCUCUACCGGCGGUGGGUUUGGCAACAAUUCGACAGCUCAAACAUCGGGAGGCCUGUUCGGGACCUCGUCCAAUACUGGCGGCGGGCUUUUUGGGAACAAUAAUGCCAGCACCACUGGCACCACUGGCGGGGUAUUCGGCAAUACGCAGUCGAACAGCACUGGCGGUGGUGGCCUCUUUGGCAACAGCGCUGCAAACAACCAGAGCAAGCCCGGUGGUCUCUUCGGCAACAGCACCUUUGGCAACAAUCAGCAGCAGGGCGGAGGGCUCUUUGGGAAUAACAACCAGCAGCCAUCCACCGGCAGCGGCUUGUUCAACACCAAUAACAACACCAACAACAAUGCUGCUGGGGGGUUCAGCUUUGGAGGCAGCCAGAACAAGCCAGCUGGCGGGUCCAUGUUUGGUAACCUGUCCACUAACAACACUCAAGGUGGUGGCUUGUUCAACACAUCGACCGGCGGCAACAGUAUGUUCGGCAACUCUAUGGGCCAAACUCAGCAAGCCCAGCAACAAUCUGAUGUGAAGCAUGCAUCCCUACUUGACACCAACCCUUACGGGCAGUCCUCGAUCUGGACUGGCUUGCCCGCUCCAACUGAGCAGAACUCCCAGCCUCUCGUGACUGUUUUGACUGCUACUCAAAAAUUGAAGGAAAGCCAGUCGAAGCCGCCACCGAACCUUCGCUUGAACCAGUCUCGGUACAUGACUCCUCCGCGACGGGGAGGCUAUGGGUUCACAUACUCCACUUACGGUACUCCCAAUAGCGCCGCAAGUACACCUGGUGGUAACAGCUUGAGCACCAGCAUGUACGGCAGUCGUUUCACUGGCGGAAGUUUUGGUCGUUCGCUGGGCAAGUCAGCAUCUAUCAGCAACAUGCGCUCAUACUACAGCGAUGGUGAAAGUGUCUUGGCCCCAGGCGCUUUUACCCCAAGCUCAUCUCGCUACUCGAGUGGUAGUAUCCGUCGACUUACCAUUGAUCGUUCCAUUCGAGACGAUCUCUUCAGCCGGCCCGCUCUGCCUGCUCCAAGUGCUUCUGUUCAACCUAGCCCAACCUCGAAAGUCACCAAUGGGACCAACAGUUCUCAUGUGCCAGAGGUCACUCAAGAGGCUGUGGGUUCUAAGUUGAAGAAGCGAGUCAGCUUCGACAAAGAGACUACCGGAGGAGAGAACGGCGAGCUCAAUGGCAACACCGGUGCUGUUAUUCCUGUUGACGAUGACGCCGCCACGGUCUCGCCAAAUGGCACCAUCUCUCCGGUCGAGCAAGCGCCUAACAACGGUCUAACCACGGUUCCAGAAGACCGUGAAUCUGAACAUGCUCCUGCGCCAAGGGCAACCAAGGACAAGACUGAUCCCCAGCCAGGUGAAUACUGGAUGAAGCCAACCAUGGUGGAGAUUGCCAGGAUGUCACGCGAUCAGGCUGCCAACUACAAAGGUCUGCAGGUUGGGCGAACGGGGUGCGGCUACGUCACCUUCGAUGGCGCCGUUGACCUCAAGAGCCUCCCCCCCCAAGAUGAAUUGUUUGACACCAUCAUCAACAUUGGCGUGCGCUCAAUCACGGUUUACCCUGAAUCUUCCACCAAACCUCCUCGUGGAAAGGGUCUUAACGUGCCUUCCACCCUUCGCAUUGAGAAUUCAUGGCCUCGCGCUCGGGGCAAGCCUGAGGCCUUGGCCAGUGGUCCAGCAUUCGACAAGCAUAUCAAGCGGUUGAAGAAUAUCCAUAACACGGAGUUUGUUAGCUACGAUAUCAACACUGGUGUGUGGGUUUUCAAGGUCCAGCACUACACCCGAUAUGGUCUGGAUUAUGAUGAUGAUGACGAAGAUGAUUUCCAAAGCAGCCAGCUCUCUGCGCCACCUGAGAGCAUCAAGGCUCCAGGGUCAUCUGUCAUGGAGAUUGACAGUGACUACACGAGCGAAUUUGGCGAAGAUGACACUUUCCAGGGCAAACAAUUGAUGACUGUCCCGGGAGGGUUCGGCAAGCGAAGUGCGAUCGACGAUGUUGAUGAAUCGAUUGUUAGAAGCAUCGAGCACGACAGUCCAGGUUCUGAGCAAUCCACUUUCUCUGAAGACGAUGACUCUGACGACGAAGUCACCGGUAUGGCCGGUGCCUAUCCUGCUCCGAGCGGCCUUGACCUCGAGAGUCCAAACAAGCCUGAGCUCAUACCUGGCACUCCCGGUCGGCCGCUGCUGGAUAUUGAUCUCGACGGCGACUGGGCUGAGCAACUCCAGCGCACCAUCAGCCCGAGAAAGCAAAAUCGUGACGCUCUGAGGGAAGUCCAGAGCAAGGUGUUACUCGAUCGAGAGUUUUCGCCCAUGAAACCUGGAACAAUCGGCAAAAAGGGAUUCAGAACGAGCAUUGAUGUGAUGAACGCGAUUUUUGACAAGCGUGGGACGCAGACGGGAUCCACAGGAUUUGAGUUUCCCUAUGCCAAACGCGCAAAGACCUUCGAUCCUAACGACCACGAUAUGACCGAUGCCGACAAGUCAUGGCACGCCAGUUUCAAGCCCAGCUUCACACCUGUGGGGAAGCUGAUUUUGAAGUCAAACUCUGCUGCUUCGGGUAACGAACUGUGGAAAGGAGUGCCCAUUGCACGAAGCCACAACCGGACAAUCACUGCCAUGGGUCUGAAACCUCAAGAGCCUCUCAACAUUGUUGAUCUGAUGGAGCACGCUUCCAUCGAACUCACGGAGAACGGCGUUCCAGAGAUCAGCUAUACACCUCUUCCGUUCAAUGUCUACGCUACCUCACUCUCACCUGCCGCAUCUGCCAACGAAGUCCAACUCUAUGAGCUCCUCCACGUGCUGUUCGACAACUUUGAAGAUUCGCACAACGCCGGUCUCGAUGAAAUUCAGCGCGAGGACUUUGCCGACCGCAUCCGCAAGGAACGCCUCUCGUCAUUCCUUUCUGCCGCGAUAAGUCAAGUUGAUACCGCCGAUCUCACUGUGCUUGAGCAGCGAAAUCCUUUAGAAGCCGCCCUCCGCCACUUGGCCCGUGGCGAUGCCGACAAAUCCUCGGACGUUCUCUACAAGUCCCGCAACCCAACUCUUGCCCUUCUUGUUGCACAGGGUCCCAAUGUCGAUCAGGCAUUCCAGGCCAGCAUCACAGAGCAGAUCUCGAAUUGGCGCGAACAGUCCGCCUUGAGUGAAAUGGACCUCAAUGUUCGAGCUCUCUACGAGCUGCUCGCUGGCAACACGACCGUUUCUCGCGGCAUUGACAGCACCGUCGAGCAUAAAGCCGUCACUUUCAGCAUCUCUUCCCUUCUCGGUCUUAAUUGGCUCAACAUGUUCGCCCUCAGCCUCUGGUUUGGUCCACUCAAGACUUCGCCCGUCUCGGAUAUCAUUGCCGACUUCGCAUCCCAGCUAUCCUCUGGCGCGGAGAGCGCAAGCCCCUUGGGUCCCACCGGUGCUGAAGAUCCUCUCUGGGUGGUCCUCAAGCUGUAUGCGUCAGUGUAUGGCAAUGCCCGGUGCCCAACGUUCCCCCAAGCACUCUCGGCACUCUCCACACUAGGCACGUUCAAUUCCCUCGCACUCUUUCGCGCCUAUAACAUCAUCACCUCCGCUCUCCCAGUCGACAUCCAAAUCGACGUGGACGACGACGUGGCAAAUCAACUCGCUUCCGACCUCUCCUUCGAACUCGAAGCCAAGGCUGACGUCCCCGCCGCUCUAUUGGCGCUCUUGCACCUCACCAGCUCCGAAAGCCGUGCCACCGCCGUUGUAGAGCUACUCCUGCGCAACGCUGCGCGUCUACCGCUGCCCCCGACUCAGGGCGAAGCCGCAAGCGCAGAGUGGAGUCUUCUCACGCAGCACCUUGCCGUGCCUCCAGAAUGGCUUUACCAGGCGCUCGCCCAGCUCCGUCGUGCGGAGGGUGACGCCGAAGAGGAACUGCGUUUCCUUAUACUGGCGGACGAGCGUGAGCAGGCGCACGAGUGCUUGGUGCAGCGUGUCGCGCCCGUGCAUGUCGUGGAUGAGGAUUGGGAGGGCUUGAAGACCGCGCUGGCGCUCUUCGCAAAAGGUAGCGCGCCGGAUGGGUGGCGUGACGGCGGGGCGGUGUUUGAGGAUUUCUUGGCGCUGGUGACGGGGAUGGCGAAGACUGAUGAGGAGAAGGCGCAGGUGUUGCGCAGAUUGACGCACAGCCUGGCGGCUAUGGAUAGGGAGUUGGGCGGUGGGAGAAGCGGAAGUGAUGAAGGCGUGGAGGACGUGCGCAGACGGGUCAGCGUGAGGGAGAUGACUCGUGUGGUGGCUGCGGAGGGGACGGUAGAGGUCAAAGAGCUGUUGGACCUGCCGAUCACGCGUGAGGUCAAGGGCCAGCUGGGAAGUAUGCUGGCUGGCGAGUAUUAUCGGAAAGUCAUGGCGGGAAGGGGAUAG